Molecule: messenger RNA, 2395 nt
Organism: Rhinolophus ferrumequinum (greater horseshoe bat)
Lineage: Eukaryota; Metazoa; Chordata; Mammalia; Chiroptera; Rhinolophidae
Gene: WNT9B
Product: Wnt family member 9B
Exons: 4
Coding region: 57-1133 (358 amino acids)
Biological process (GO): multicellular organism development; neuron differentiation; cell fate commitment
Cellular component (GO): extracellular region
Molecular function (GO): cytokine activity; frizzled binding
Source: RefSeq, a predicted model, not a curated record
GCUGCGAGCGCUGAGCGGCGCGAGGAGAUGCUACAGGGCGCCGUGCCACCGGCAUCAUGCGCCCCCCGCCCGCGUUGGCCCUGGCCGCGCUCUGCCUGUUGGCGUUGCCCGCCGCCGUCGCCGCCGCCUACUUCGGCCUGACUGGGCGGGAAGUCCUGACGCCCUUUCCAGGGCUGGACACCGCAGCAACGCCAGCGCGGGGCGGGGCCCACCUGAAGCAGUGUGACCUGCUAAAGCUGUCCCGUCGGCAGAAGCAGCUCUGUCGGCGGGAGCCCGGCCUGGCUGAGACCCUGCAGGACGCUGCCCACCUAAGCCUGCUGGAGUGCCAGUUCCAGCUCCGGCACGAGCGCUGGAACUGCAGCCUGGAGGGGAGGACAGGCCUGCUCAAAAGAGGUUUCAAGGAGACGGCCUUCCUAUAUGCGGUGUCCUCGGCUGCCCUUACCCACACGCUGGCCCGGGCCUGCAGCGCCGGGCGCAUGGAGCGCUGCACCUGCGACGACUCUCCGGGCCUGGAGAGCCGGCAGGCCUGGCAGUGGGGCGUGUGCGGCGACAACCUCAAGUACAGCACCAAGUUCCUGAGCAACUUCCUGGGGCCCAAGAGAGGAAGCAAAGACCUGCGCGCACGGGCCGAUGCCCACAACACCCACGUGGGCAUCAAGGCCGUGAAGAGUGGCCUCAGGACCACCUGUAAGUGCCACGGCGUGUCAGGCUCCUGUGCCGUACGCACCUGCUGGAAGCAGCUCUCCCCAUUCCGCGAGACGGGCCAGGCACUGAAACUGCGCUAUGACUCAGCCGUCAAGGUGUCCAGUGCCACCAAUGAGGCCUUGGGCCGGCUGGAGCUGUGGGCACCCGCCAGGCCGGGCAGCCCCACCAAGGGCCUGGCCCCCCGAUCCGGGGACCUGGUCUACAUGGAGGACUCACCCAGCUUCUGCCGGCCCAGCAAGUACUCCCCUGGCACAGCGGGCAGGGUGUGCUCCCGGGAGGUCAGCUGCAGCAGCCUGUGCUGCGGGCGGGGCUAUGAUACCCAGAGCCGCCUGGUGGCCUUCUCCUGCCACUGCCAGGUGCAGUGGUGCUGCUAUGUGGAGUGCCAGCAGUGCGUGCAGGAGGAGCUCGUGUACACCUGUAAGCACUAGGUCUGCUUCCCAGUGUGUCAGCGGGCACUGCCAGGACCUCACUCAGCACCCAGCCACCUUGAGGCCACCCAGCUGUCCGACCAGCCCCUCCGGGCAGGUUCACCAGCGUGCAUGCACUCACGGAUGUACAUGCCAGCGCACACCUACUCCUCUCUCCACCGGGCUUUGGCAGUCCUUCCCUCUUUCAACACUCAGCAAUGAGAGGUGCAGGCCCCUCCCCGAACCCAAGGGUCCCCAGCCUUUUGGAGGACUUGGGGCAGGAAGGCAGAGUGGAAAAGAUGUGGAGGGAAAUAAGGGAAACGAGGAGGGCAGGACCGAGGUUUUGGAUGGGAGAGAGGGAAUAUCCCUCUAUCUUGAUCCUAGAAUGAGUGGCCUAGAGCCAGCAAGAUGCUGGGAGGCGAGCACCUAGCCCAGGAAGGCACAGGGAGACCUGUCAGAUGGAAGUAGAGGCUGGGAUGCGUCAGUCCAGCUCCUGGGCCAGCUCAGAUCACAAUGAGCCCCGGGCCCACACACUGUCACUACCACAUGGCUUCGCUGUGCUAGAGAUGUGGGGAAAGGCCAGGUGAUGGGACCUGUUGAUUUGGAGAAAAGAAAGCUUUUUGGACUUGAGUGGAUCCAAGUCAGAACAUGUCCUGGAACCCUGUGUCCUUGAUUUCAUUUUUAAAAUAUGCCUGUGCUGAGGCCUCAUUCUUGUCUUGAGAGCUGAGUUAUCCACACCCACCCAGCCCUACUCAGUAAGCUCACCAGUGGACGCAAGACUGGUAGGGGAGCCAGUCCCCAGGGUGGGCUCAGACAGGGCACUGAGGUGGCACAGGGAGACAGUGACCCUUCCCCCGUUUCCCUGGAACACAGAAUCUUUAGUCCUGGCCCAGGAGAGGGUGACAGCCCUCUGGUGCCAAGAAGGGAGCUCAGUUUCUCAGCCUCCCCUUGAGACUGCUUUGGUCAACUCCCCGAGGCUGGGGUCCCCAUCUGCUGUGAGGCCCCAAAAACAGCUGAUAUUCAUGAUGUGAAAGAGGUGGUUGGUGGGUUGAUUCCAGUUACAUUUUUUCUCUUAUGGCCACUCAUCUGAUUAAUGUUUUUGCCCUGGCUGGAGGUAUAGGUGUGUGAAAGUCUUGCUAAGCCUGGUUUCUUGGGGACCCUUCAUUUACUAACGUCCCCUCACUUUGGCUUUCACCCAAGGAACAAAAGUGACUUUACUAAUUUCCUCCACCAUUUCCAGGGCGACUACCAAGGUCUAGUGUAGGAGGAGAGAGGAGCUCACA